CACAAUUGAGUUAAACCGACGUCAAAAAGCUAAAGUCAACGAUUAAUAAACGACAUUCAUUUUAGAUCUCUCGGUCCUAACGAAUAUUGUUAAAAGAAAAAAACCAAAUAAAAGAGGAAAUAAAAACAAAAAUGGAACCAAAACUGACAGGAGAUGAAAUAGUGAUAUCCGGUAUAGCUGGAAAAUUUCCAAAUAGUGAGAAUGUUAAAGAAUUGCAAAACAAUCUUUUAAAUAAAACGGAUUGCGUUACUAGCAGUAAAGCUCGUUGGGAUUUCGAACAUCCUAAUGUGCCACCGCGAAUUGGAAUUAUGAAAAAUAUUGACACAUUUGAUCGUGUAUUUUUUGGAGUUCAUGGAAAAUUGUCCGACUGUAUGGAUCCAAUGGUGAGAAUGAUUUUGGAAACAACAUAUGAAGCAAUCACAGAUGCUGGUAUUAAUCCAAGAAAAUUAAGAGGAAGUAAAACUGCUGUUUUCACUGGAAGCGCUUUUUCAGAAUCGGAAAAAACUUUCUUUUUUGAAAAAUUAGAGCAAAGUGGUUUCGGUUUAAUUGGUGCCAGUCGCGCUAUGUUGGCAAAUCGACUUUCAUUUUUUUUCGGUCUUACUGGACCAAGUAUUAACAUUGAUUCUAGCUGUUGUGGAGGUAUUACAGCAUUAGAGGAAGGAUUUAAAGCAAUUAAAGAAGGACGAGCCGAAAGUGCAGUUAUUGGUUCCAGUAAUGUUAUUUUACAUCCAAAUAUGUCUCUACAAUUAUUUUUAUUAGGACUUUUAUCUCCCGACGGCAUAACAAAACCUUUCGACAAUACAGCCGAUGGUUAUACUCGUAGUGAAGGUCUCGUUGUUCUUUUUCUUCAAAAGGCACGCGACGCUAAACGUAUUUAUGCAGAAGUAAAAAAUGCACGCAUGUGUUUUGGUGAUGUCAACAAUAAAAUGCAAUUUUUUUAUCCGACACAUGAUUUUCAAGCAAAAGUGAUGAGAAUGACAUUAAAAGAAUGUGGUCUUAAGGGAAAGGAUAUUUCAUUUAUAGAAGCCGACGGUUCAGGUAUUAAAGAAGUCGAUGCUGAAGAAGUAAGAGCAAUUGACGAAGUUUACAAUGAAGGACGAAAAUUACCCCUACCAAUUGGAUCAGUCAAAUCUAAUCUUGGCUCAUGUUCAGCCGUAAAUCCACUUAAUGGAAUUAUUAAGGUUAUCACUGCAAUGGAAUCGGGAUAUAUUCCACCAAAUAUUCAUUUAAAAAAAAUAUCUGACAAAAUCCCUGCUCUUAAAGAAGGUCGAUGUAAAGUUGUAACGGAAUUAACUCCCUGGACUGGAGAUUACGCGGUCGUCAAUAGUUUAGGAUUAACAGGAACAAGUGCUAAUAUUAUAUUAAAAGAUUACAAAAAAGAUAAGAAAAAUGGAGGAAAACCUGACGAUAAUCUUCCUCGACUAGUCAUUGGUUCUGGAUGCACUGAAGAAGCUGUUAAUGUCAUACUAAACGAUCUGGAAAGCAGACCAGUCGAUGUAGAAAUGCUACAACUUAUUUACGAUAUUUUUGAAACUGAAAUUCCAGCUCAUUUAUAUCGAGGUUACACUUUACUUCCUCCUCGUGGAUUAGCAAAGAAUAAAACACGUGAUAUUCAAUUUAACACGGGACUUAAGAGGGAAAUAUGGUAUAUGUUUUCUGGCAUGGGCUCUCAAUGGGUUGGUAUGGGAGAAUCUUUAAUGCAAAUACCAGUUUUCGCGGAAGCUAUUAAGAAAUGUGAUCGCGUUUUAAAACCUCGUGGUAUCGACAUUGUGCGCAUCAUUAGAGAAAAGGAUCCUAAAAUGUUUGAAAACAUUGUCAAUUCUUUUGUUGGAAUUGCUGCUAUUCAAAUUGGAUUAGUAGAUCUUUUAGACUCAAUUGGGUUAAAACCAGAUUUCCUAAUUGGUCAUUCAGUUGGAGAAUUAGGUUGUGCUUAUGCUGAUGGAUGUUUCACAGCGGAACAAAUGGUUCUAGCUGCAUUAUGCAGAGGUCUAGCAUCAGUGGAAACAGAAAUGCCAAAAGGUUCCAUGGCAGCAGUUGGUCUUGGCUAUGAAGAAAUUAAAAACCUUUGCCCACCCGAUAUUGAUGUAGCUUGUCAUAAUAGCGCUGACAGUUCAACUAUCAGUGGUCCUGCAGACUCUAUGAAAGCAUUCGUCGCACAUCUAACAACAAACAAAAUUUUUGCUAAAGAAGUGGCGUGUAGUAACAUUGCCUACCAUAGUCGUUACAUUGCUCCAGCAGGAGAAAAAUUAAGAAAAUAUCUACAAGAUGUUAUACCUAAUCCAAAAUCACGAAGUAAUCGCUGGGUAAGCACUUCAGUACCACGUGAUGAAUGGAAUUCCGCAAGGGCUCGACUAUCGUCUGCAGAAUAUCAUACAAACAAUCUUUUAAGUUCUGUUAGAUUUGCCGAAACUGCUAAAUGUAUACCAUCGAAUGCUGUUGUUAUUGAAAUAGCCCCACACGGUCUUCUACAGGCAAUUGUGAGAAAAUCAUUGCACGAAAAUGUCAUCAAUGUACCCUUAACUAAAAGAGGACAUCCAGAUAAUAUUUCAUUCCUCUUUGCUGCAUUAGGUAAAAUUUACAAUGCUGGCUACAAUAUCAAUGUGUCUAAUCUUUAUCCUAAAGUCAACUAUCCCGUAUCGCGAGGAACACCUUCAAUUUCAUCUUUAAUUCGAUGGGACCACUCAAUUAGCUGGUACACUAACUUUUUUAAACAACCGGAUGAAGUUAAGGAGGGAGAGAUGAAUUUCAUUAUCAAUUUAAAAGACGAGAAGUGGAAAUAUUUGGAACAUGCUAAGAUUGAAGACGAAGUGAUUAUUCCAACUUCUGUAUACUUGAAACUUGCCUGGGAUGUUUUAAAAUCAUUAAAAAAUGAUUCUGAAUUUUCAGUUGUUUACCAUAACGUAAAAAUUCAUAAGCAUCAAGUAAAAAUUCCAGAAGACGAAAGUAUUAUAUUAGUAGUAAUGGUUCAAAAAGGUACUGGUUUCUUUGAAAUAACAAACAAUGAAAUUUUAUUAUGUUCGGGAAUUUUACAAGCUACUGACGAUCCUAAUGAGGAAUGCAGUCUAGUUCCAAAAAAAGCAGAUAAAGAUUAUCAGGAUCUAAGUGAAAAUGAUAUUUACACUGAACUGCAAAUGCGAGGAUUACAAUACUCAGGUCCUUUUAGAAAAAUUCGUAAAUCAUCAGCAAAUGGAUGCAAUGGAAUUUUAGUUUGGAAAGAUGAUUGGACAACCUUUUUAGAAGGAAUGAUUCAAAUGCAUAUUCUUGGAAAUGACAUCAGAAAAACUCAAUUACCAAUUAAAAUCAGAAAAAUUAUAAUUAACAUAAAAUUGCAAGAAGAGGCGAUCAAUAAGUCAUGUGAAAUUCCUGUCACAGUGUACAAGGGUAUUGAAACAGUAAAUGCAGGUGGUGUGCAAAUGGAAGAAAUUGUUCUUAAAUCUAUUGUACAUGAAUCUUGGAAAUAUAACGUUAUCACAGAGAAACUUCAAAUCGCUCCUAUCACAGAUGGAGCACAAUCUAAUUUAUUCGAGAUCUUGAAAAUAACACUUCAAUUUCUGAAUGAAAAUGCCAAAAACUCAAAUUUAAUACGUAUCGUUAACGAUGGAACUAUCAAUGUGGAAAAUAUGCAACAAGUUUGGCAUAAAGUUCUUGAAGAUAGUCCAGAAAAUAAUAAAUUUAAAUUUGAUGUGAUACCAUCAUCUUCGUUAUUGAGCAAUAAAUCAAAAUCUAACGAUAUUGCACUUUUGGUGCUUUUUAAUGUUGUACAACACACUUCCCAAGGACUUUCAAAUCUUAUAUCAGAUGGAUGCUUUUUAAUGACAUUUACAGAACCAAAAAAUGAAAUCAGUGUUUUGAAAACGGCAGAUUUUGCAGGACUAGGACUCGUACUAAAAAAAUAUUCUUCGAAUAAUCAAAUUGCAUUACUAUUUAGACGAAAACAAUCAAUCAAUAAUACAAGUGUUUUAGACAUCAAUGACAAUCAAGAUUGGUCCAAUCAAAUUAGAACGAAACUCCAUUCAAAAGCUUGCAAACGUCUUAUAAUUGCAAUUAGAUCAAAACAAUGUACAUAUAAUUGUAAAAACAUUGAAGUACUUCAAAAAGAACGAAAUGGACAUAAAAUUCAAAUUGUCGAUAUUCAAGAUCCCAAAGUUUUAAAAUUCUCUUUAGAUGAUUCUUCGUAUAGCUCCCACAUGGAUCUCGAUUUAAAAAUAAAUAUUCUUUUACCAGGUAAAAUUUGGGGAACAUACAGGCAUUCGCCAACUACCUCGAAUAUCCGACAAUUGACUAACUGGAUAGCUAGACAGAUAAAUCAUUCCGAUAUGGAAUCAAUCUCCUGGGUCGAAGGGUUUCAUAAAAACGAUGCAAACACAAUCAAAGUUGAAUAUUCAGCAGUCAAUCAAGCUGAUAUUCUCUCAGCAAUUACUAAAACUGGAUCAGAAAACACUGGAAAAAAUAGACUAGAAAUGAAGUGCUUUGGCUACGAAUAUUCUGGAAUUAAUUCAAAAGGAAGUAAAGUUAUGGGAAUUGCUGCAAAUGGUGCAUUUUCAAAUUAUAUAACAGCUGACACUGAUUACACAUGGAAAAUACCUGACAAUUGGUCACUAGAAGAUGCUGCAACAGUACCUUUAGCAUAUGCAGUUGCAUACUUGGCUUUGGUGAUAAAGGGAGAUUUACAGAAAAACGAAUCAGUUUUUGUCUACGAUAGUGCCUCUUCCAUUGGUCAAGCAGCCGUUAAUCUAGCAUUAAAUAUUAAAACACAAGUAUUUGCUGGACACGAUAGUGAUAUCAACAAAAAAAAUCUAAUGAGCAACUUUAAAAAUAUUCCUGAGCAUCGUUUUGUGAGUGCAUCAGGAACUUUUGCUGAUCAAGUUUUAGCACAAACUGAAGGAAAAGGAGCUGAUCUUGUAAUAUAUAAUGGAGAUGAUUUAAGUAAAAUAGAGACCUGCCUGAUGUGUGUGAAAAAUAAAGGAAAAAUCAUUAUCAUCGGAAACUUACAACAAGCAUUUAGUAAAUCAGUAGGGAUGAAAAUUUUCUUAAGGGAAAUUGCUCUCUUCUCAGUAAUUCCAACGAAAGUAAAUAGCCUUGAUCUAGCAACUAAAAAAAAAUUAUCACGAUUGAUUGAAAAUGGAUUAACAGCGCAAAUUGUAAAACCAUUGCCUAGACGUAUCUACCCAAGGGAAAUGUUGAAAAACGCUUUUAUCGAUGGAGCAACAAAUAAUGUUUUCGGAAAAAUCCUAGUUAAAGUACAGCCAGAGGAUGGAAGUAAUAAAGCUCUGACAAUCUCUCGUUUUCUAUGUAAUAGACAAGGAUCUUAUUUGAUAAUUGAAGGAUUGAGUGACUUUGGUCUCGAAUUAGUUGACUUUUUAGUUGUCAGAGGUGCCAAAAAUAUUGUUAUAGCAUCCGAAUCAAAAAAUACAAGACCAUACAGUAAUCACAGAAUCAAUUUGUGGAGGGGAUAUGGAGUAUCAGUUGUAGUUCGCGAAGAAUUGGACCUUACCCAACAACAAAAUGGGAAUGCUCUUCUUGAAGAAGUCAAUACACUUGGUACAGUAGAUGGCAUUUUUGAUCUACAGCGUAUUGAACAUUCGUCAAAAAGGUCUUCCAGUUCAAAAUAUUUGUUUACCAAAUAUAUUUUUGAAGAAUCUAAGCAAAUGUGUCCUGAUUUACGACAUUUCGUUGUUUUUGCAACAUGUAAAAAUAGCAGGGAAAAUAUCGACGAUGUUUUGUUAAGAGAAAUCGAUUUGACAAAGAUUUGCCAAGAAAAAACAAAAGGAGCUACCGCGGGACUAUUGAUUCUUUUAGGACAAGUUUCUGGAAUUGCGGAAUGGACUACUAAAAACGAGACUAAUGUACCUUUAUUGUCUAUACCUAGUAUUAUUGAACAAAUGGAUAAUUUAAUAGGAUCAAACGCGUCGAUUGUAUCUGUUUGUCACAAAUCAUUAGAAACAAAAUCUGAUAAGGUUAAAAAAGAGUCAGACUCCGUUGAAGAAACGGCAAAGUUAAGAUUUGACAAGUAUAUUAAUGCAAUUCAACCAUUGAAAACGUCAUCCAGGUUUCAAAUUUCGGAGGAAAAUCAAUAUUAAGAUUAAUUAUUAUCUUCAAAGAAUUAGUUUGUGAAAUACAGAUUAGAAAUAGCUUAAUAGAUAAUUGUAUAUGCUUUGUAAUUAAAAUAUAUUAUAUUAACACGAAAA
Messenger RNA from Leptopilina boulardi, 6188 nucleotides. Its product is annotated as fatty acid synthase-like. NCBI's taxonomy places the organism in Eukaryota, Metazoa, Arthropoda, Insecta, Hymenoptera, Figitidae. The record is from RefSeq and is a predicted model, not a curated record. Gene Ontology annotation, biological process: fatty acid biosynthetic process. The coding region runs from base 132 to 6080 and encodes 1982 amino acids. The transcript is spliced from 15 exons. Gene Ontology annotation, molecular function: fatty acid synthase activity; oxidoreductase activity.